Molecule: messenger RNA, 663 nt
Organism: Hordeum vulgare subsp. vulgare (domesticated barley)
Lineage: Eukaryota; Viridiplantae; Streptophyta; Magnoliopsida; Poales; Poaceae
Exons: 3
Coding region: 1-663 (220 amino acids)
Source: RefSeq, a predicted model, not a curated record
AUGAAGACGAUGGCCUCGUCCGCCUCUUUGCUCCACCCUUCCACGCUCGCUCCAGCCUCCCCGCGGCCCCUGCGGCGUUGCGGGCUUGCCCCGCCGCAGCUCGGCCUCCAAUCUAGCCCCCGCCGUCCCCGCGGCGUCUCCCUGACCGUCGCCGCCGCCGCGUCACCGGAGGUCCAGAAGGAGCCCUCCUCGUCGCCCCCUCCGCCGCCGGAAGAACCCUCUGCCCUAUCGGCCGUGGCGGAGAGCGUGAAGGUGCUCAAGGACGCUGCCAAGACGAGGAAGGUGCCGGCCCCGGAGGUGCUGGCGGCGCUGGCUAAGAUCAAGAAGGCUAAGCUCGACACCUCCACCUUCUUCGAGAUGCUCGGCGGGGCCGAGUCGCCCGGCAGGACAUGGAUGCUCAUCUUCACCGCUAAGGUGAGCAGAGCAGGCAGUCCCCGUGGCUCAAGCUGCUCGGUGCGCUCGUCCCCGCGUCGGAUCUUGGCUCAAGCUGCUCGGUGCGCUCGUCCCCGCGCCGGAUCCAUGUCCCCGAUGCGCAGCUCGUCCCCGCGCCGCACCAAGCCCCUGCGGCCACCGCCACGCCGGAAAAGGAGAACGAAGAUAUUAUUACUAUAUGCACUUACAAAUUCAGUUGAGACCACAGACACAGGAGAGCAGAUAGUGUAA